This is a messenger RNA of Xenopus laevis (African clawed frog), 3788 nucleotides long. RefSeq names its product oocyte zinc finger protein XlCOF8.4-like. Bases 20 to 3697 code for a protein of 1225 amino acids. The transcript is spliced from 7 exons. Lineage: Eukaryota; Metazoa; Chordata; Amphibia; Anura; Pipidae. The record is from RefSeq and is a predicted model, not a curated record.
CAAGAAGAUCCUGGAACUCAUGUCCAACAUCAUCCAGCUGCUGACUGGAGAGGUUGCCAUAAGGACUCAUCAUGUUUCCAUCUAUUUUUCCUUGGACGAGUGGGACUAUAUAAAAGGAAACAAGGACCUUUAUGAGGAAGGAAUGAAGGAGGAGCCACAGCAGCUCCACCCACUGGACUGUGAAUAUGAAGAUAAGAGAGAUAUUACAGCUGAUCUGGGAGGAACAUUAUGUUGUAAUAAUGAGCCAAGCAAGGUUGGGACUGAAGGAGCAGAUUUCUGUGCUGAAGGAAAUGUCACAAACCCUGAAAUUUCUCCAGUGGAACAGCCCCCACCAGCCAAUGAGAUUAAAGAGGAAGGGACUUCAUGUGAAGAGGGAAACCAAUCAGAUUGCAGCAUUACUCCACUUUCAGAACAGAUACAGGGAACAGAUACACCUACUCCUAGCAUGGGCUGCACCCUGAAUAACAGCUCAGCAGAUACAUCAAAUGGUAUUAAAGGGAAAGUGAUUUUAUGUGAAGGAGGAAACCAAUCAGAUUGCAGCAUUAAUCAAUUUACAGAACAUGCACAGGGAACAGAUACACCUACUCCCAAUACAGUGAUAUAUAACUGCUCUGAAUGCCACAAACGUUUUAGAUCUAAGUCCGGUUUUGUCAAGCAUCAGAAAACUCACACAGGAGAAACACCAUUUGUCUGUUUUGUGUGUGAGAAACGUUUUGUGUGUCAUUCAGAUCUCAUUGGACACCAAAGAAUUCACACAGGAGAGAAACCCUUCUCUUGUACAGAAUGUGGCAAGUGUUUCUCACGUCGUUCACACUUAAACAGCCACCACAAAACACACACAGGAGAGAAAUCGUUCCUUUGUUUUGCAUGUGGGAAAUGUUUUGCUAGUCGCUCACAUCUUACUGCCCAUCACAGAACCCACACAGGGGAGAAACCAUUUUCCUGUUCUGAAUGUGGGAAAUGUUUUAUCAAUCAGGCAUGCCUUAGGAUUCAUAAACGAAUUCACACAGGAGAGAAACCAUUCACUUGUACUGAAUGUGGGAAAGGCUUUAAAGAUCGCUCAAGUCUUACUGUACAUCACAGAACCCACACAGGGGAGAAACCAUAUACCUGCACUGAAUGUGGGAAAGGCUUUAAAGAGCGCUCAAGUCUUACUGUACAUCACAGAUCCCACACAGGGGAGAAACCAUUUUCCUGUUCUGAAUGUGGGAAAUGUUUUAUCAAUCAGGCAUGCCUUAGGGUUCAUAAACGAAUUCACACAGGAGAGAAACCAUUCCCUUGUACUGAAUGUGAGAAAAGUUUCAGCGAUCGGGCUUGUCUUAGAGGCCACAAAAGAACUCACACGGGAGAGAAACCAUACAGCUGUAGUGAAUGUGGCAAAUGUUUCCGUGAUGGUGCAGGCCUUAGAGUCCAUAAAAGAAUUCACACGGGGGAGAAACCGUACACCUGUAGUGACUGGUUUGAUCUGUAUCUACACAUCCCUAGGAAGAAGUCAGAUGAUGGGGGGGCCCUGCAUGCCCCUGGCUCCGUCAUACAGAAGGAAAAUAACAAGAAUGACAAGAAGAUCCUGGAACUCAUGUCCAACAUCAUCCAGCUGCUGACUGGAGAGGUUGCCAUAAGGACUCAUCAUGUUUCCAUCUAUUUUUCCUUGGACGAGUGGGACUAUAUAAAAGGAAACAAGGACCUUUAUGAGGAAGGAAUGAAGGAGGAGCCACAGCAGCUCCACCCACUGGACUGUGAAUAUGAAGAUAAGAGAGAUAUUACAGCUGAUCUGGGAGGAACAUUAUGUUGUAAUAAUGAACCAAGCAAGGUUGGGACUGAAGGAGCAGAUUUCUGUGCUGAAGGAAAUGUCACAAACCCUGAAAUUUCUCCAGUGGAACAGCCCCCACCAGCCAAUGAGAUUAAAGAGGAAGGGACUUCAUGUGAAGAGGGAAACCAAUCAGAUUGCAGCAUUAAUCCACUUUCAGAACAGAUACAGGGAACAGAUAUACCUACUCCUAGCAUGGGCUGCACCCUGAAUAACAGCUCAGCAGAUACAUCAAAUGGUAUUAAAGGGAAAGUGAUUUUAUGUGAAGGAGGAAACCAAUCAGAUUGCAGCAUUAAUCAAUUUACAGAACAGAUACAGGGAACAGAUACACCUACUCCUAUCAUGGGCUGCAUGAAUAAUAGCUCAGCAGAUAUUUUUACAUCAAAUGGUAUUAAAGAGGAACUGACUUCAUGGGAAUGGGGAAACCAAUCAGAUUGCAGCAUUUAUCAACACACAGAACAGAUACAGGGAAUAGAUACACCUACUCCUAUUAUGGGAUGCAGCCUGAAUAACAGUUUUCUGGUUAAUUAUAUAUCAGAUGAUAUGAAAAAGGAGGCAGCUUCAUCUGAAGAAGGGGACCUUUCUGAUAUUAGAAUUAUAACUGUUUCAGACUCAGUACUGGAAACAAAUACAUCUGCUCUUUUUGUUGGAGAGAGCCUUAAUACCAGAUUCUCACCUUCAUGUGAAGGGGGAAACCAAUCAGAUUGCAGCAUUAAUCCACUUACAGAACAUGCACAGGGAACAGAUACACCUACUCCCAAUACAGUGAUAUAUAACUGCUCUGAAUGCCACAAACGUUUUAGAACUAAGGCCGGUUUUGUCAAGCAUCAGAAAACUCACACAGGAGAAACACCAUUUGUCUGUUUUGUGUGUGAGAAACGUUUUGUGUGUCAUUCAGAUCUCAUUGGACACCAAAGAAGUCACACAGGAGAGAAACCCUUCUCUUGUACAGAAUGUGGCAAGUGUUUCUCACAUCGUUCACACUUAAACAGCCACCACAAAACACACACAGGAGAGAAAUCGUUCCUUUGUUUUGCAUGUGGGAAAUGUUUCGCUCGUCGCGCACAUCUUACUGCCCAUCACAGAACUCACAAGGGGGAGAAACCGUAUUCUUGUUCUGAAUGUGGGAAAAGGUUUUCAUAUCGUUCACACCUAAACUGCCACUACAAAAUACACACAGGAGAGAAAUCAUUCCUUUGUCUUGCAUGUGGGAAAUGUUUUGCUCGUCGGGCACAUCUUACUGAGCAUCAAAGAAUUCACACAGGGGAGAAACCAUAUUCGUGUUCUGAAUGUGGGAAAUGUUUUGCAUCUCGUGCGCUGUUUACUAAACACGGCAGAAUACACAGAGGAGAGAAACCAUUCAUUUGUUCUCCAUGCGGGAAACAUUUUACAUUUCACUCCGACCUUUUAGCACAUCAGAGGAUUCACACGGGGGAGAAACCGUUCUCUUGUACUGAGUGUGGGAAAUGUUUUCAAAGACGUCAACAACUCAUUGUGCAUCUGAGAACUCACACAGGAGAGAAACCAUUUUCCUGUUCUAAAUGUGGGAAAAGUUUCAUAGAUCGCCCGCGUCUUACUGUGCACCUCAGAACUCACACGGGGGAGAAACCAUUUCCCUGCCCUGAUUGUGGGAAGUGUUUCAGUAAUCACGCAGGCCUUCGGCUCCAUAAAAAAAUUCACACAGGAGAGAAACCGUUUUCCUGUGCCGAAUGUGGGAAAUCUUUCACCUAUCGGACAGACCUUACUGUCCAUCACAGAAUUCACACAGGAGAGAAACCAUUCACUUGUACUGAAUGUGGGAAAUGUUUUGCACGUCGCUUUCAGCUUACUGUACAUUCCCGGUUACACAAAGCAGUUUCUGCUAAUAACUGCAGUGACAUACAACUCUGAGCAUUAUACAGCCAUGAGUAAUAUACAAUAUAUAUGAUUCUUUAUGAUUAAAGUGUGCAUGAUCAAUAAACUUUUAAUGCUUUAGGCUUCA